AUGCCUCAAGCUAGUCUCCUCUCGUAUUUCUCAAAACCGACGAUUCCAACAUCCCCCGUCCAGCCAGCUGCCAGAAAAGACGGUCUUCUGACGACCGAGCACGACACGUGUCUACCCGUCACCGAAAGCCGCGGUCUGGGCAUCAUCGAGGCAGCACGAAAACAAUCGGCUCAGACAAAGGCCAAUCCAGCUGUCACCACACCAAAAACUGAAGAAGAUCAACCCGAAAGCAGAAGAUCUGAUGCUAAGGAUCGCACAAGUGACCAUCUGCAGCAAUUCAACGUUGUUUUAAUUCCUCGCCUUCCGGAGGCUCUUAUUGCUCCGGUCUCACCCCAACACCUUUCUGCAAUCCGACGCCUCACAGUUACGACCCUCCCUGUUCGGUACAGCGAUGCUUUCUUUACCACAGCAGUCACAGACCCGGUUGUCAGCCAUGUAUCUCGAGUCGUUCUGUAUGCGUCAGAACCUGUUGGCUGGAUUCGCUGCCGCUUCGAGCCAUGCUCGACGAAUACUUCCCUCAUGACUCAGUCUCACCCUCCACCUUCUCAGAUUUAUAUUCAGGCUCUAGCCCUCCUCUCGCCAUACCGUGGUCUCGGCCUCGCAACGCUACUGCUGGACACUAUCUUGUCAUCGGCCAGUGCCCAUGAUAUGGACGCAGUGUGCAUAUAUGCACACGUGUGGGAGAAGAACGAGGACGCGCUGGAGUGGUACGCCAGACGCGGCUUCAAACGAGUAAUGCUUAUUGAGCAGUAUUACAGAAAGCUGAAACCGAGCGGCGCUUGGAUUGUUCGGCAAGAAUUGCAGGGAACCUGA
Messenger RNA from Fonsecaea nubica, 813 nucleotides. RefSeq lists its product as hypothetical. The transcript has a single exon. Gene Ontology annotation, biological process: mitotic sister chromatid cohesion. Gene Ontology annotation, molecular function: acyltransferase activity, transferring groups other than amino-acyl groups. The coding region runs from base 1 to 813 and encodes 270 amino acids. Gene Ontology annotation, cellular component: NatA complex. The record is from RefSeq and is a predicted model, not a curated record. NCBI's taxonomy places the organism in Eukaryota, Fungi, Ascomycota, Eurotiomycetes, Chaetothyriales, Herpotrichiellaceae.